Molecule: messenger RNA, 2426 nt
Organism: Glossina fuscipes
Lineage: Eukaryota; Metazoa; Arthropoda; Insecta; Diptera; Glossinidae
Product: protein kinase 4
Exons: 5
Coding region: 67-2328 (753 amino acids)
Biological process (GO): regulation of transcription by RNA polymerase II
Cellular component (GO): nucleus; transcription regulator complex
Source: RefSeq, a predicted model, not a curated record
AAUUUGUAAAGUGUUAAUAUUAAAAUAGAAAAUUUUUAUUAAAGAGAACAAUUUAGUAAAAUUGAAAUGGAAACUAUAACUUUGAAUGCCACAGAAAAUCCAAGUCGCAACCCGCAACUCCACGUAGCAGCAGCAGCUGGUUUAGACACUGAUCAUCAUCAUUCACCGGUAGAUGAAGAGCAAAUGUUAAAUCUCAGUGAUAUAACCGAUUUGACGCAAGACGAUAUUGUACAGGUUCCCAAAGAGAUGGUACUGAUUUCGCUUGUAUCGCAAGAGCAGGCCCUUUACAAUCCUAAACAUGAAAAUUAUCGCAAUACUCACCGCAAGGAUGUUAAAUGGUUGGAAAUCGCUGAAUGUGUAGGAUGGACAGAAAUGCAGUGCAAGGCUAAAUGGAAAGCCAUGCGCGAUCAAUACUGCAGAGAACUAAAACGUUCUAAGUUUAAUGUAAAGGCGAACGUUAAGUGGAAAUAUUUUAAAGAAUUGGAUUUUCUGCGACCAUACGCUUUAGCGAGAAAUUACCGGCCCAGAAAUCCUUCGAACAAUCCACCUAGUAGUAAUACGUCGUACAAUUGCUCUCCUACUACUAACAACAAUAAUAAUUUAACCUCUAACGAAAACAACAGCACAAAAUUCACAACCACCAUAAAAAUCGAAAGUAAUGCUCAGGCAUUUGGUAGCUGUGAGUUUGUUCCUACCAAAACUGAUGAUUCUACAACCCUGACAGAGGAGCAGUUAAACAGCGUUUUACAGCAACAAAAUCAGCAAACAGAUGACAAUAAUUGGUCCUAUUUAACUGGUUCGACAAGCUCUUCUAACACUGCUACGCGUUUGGACAAUCAUUCUCUGAACGAUAACCAUAUGCUACAAACUCAUAGCCAACAGCAAACAGAUGAGGCCUUAUAUAACGCUCUGGUGGAUUGUGUCGGACAAAUACAUCAACAACAAAUGUGUCAGCAGCAACCAACCAUUAACCAGCAAUCACCUGACGAAGAGGAUGAUGAUCCUAUACAUACUUUUCUUAAUAUUGAAAGUUAUUUUGAAAAAGAACUCAUUUCAUUAAUACAUUAUGAAGAUGUAUUAUAUAACAGCUACAAUCCGAACUAUCGUAACGUUAAAUUGAAACUUGAGGUUUGGGACGUAAUUGCUCGCAAGUUGAAGAAGUCCGUGAAGCAAUGCCGUCUUAAAUGGAAAGCUUUAAGGGAUCAGUUUAUUCGGGAACAUAAGCGUUUAAAAAAUCGGGAAAAUAUCGAAUCUUUACCACGGUGGAAGCACUAUGACGCGUUAAGUUUUUUGCAGAAAUAUAUAAAACAUAAAACAAAUGAUUUCGGGAACAAGUCAUUAACGCAAAUACCAAAAACUGAAAUUGAUCCCGAAAUGGACGUUGAGGACGAUCACAUAAAUAUGGGAGAAGAUAACUCGCCGCUACGUUCACCUUUGGCCACCAUUAAGUGUGAACUGCCGCAAUUGCAAGGGCAUAACUCAUCCUCACAGCAAUUACAAAUGGGAAGCCUUAACGCAGGACCAGUGCAGCACCAACAGCAUUCUAAUCAGUCUGAUAACUUAUGUGUGAGUGCAGGUGGCUAUGACGAUAUGGAUAUUGAUGAUUAUAUUAUUGGUGAUAGUAGCAGUGUGGUAGAUGACAGCCAUCACGAUAAGGGAAAUAACGGUGCAAAUUUAGAACAAAAUACACACUCUGAGAAACAUAAAUUUCAAUCCGAUUUUGGAUUAUAUGGCAGCCAUGGUAAUCAGAGAGGAACAACUGCAACAACAGCAACGACAACAGAAACAAGCUCUAAGCAACAGCAACAGCAGUCACAACAAGACUUACAGCCACAACAGCAUAUCAAUAUGCCUUCUUUAGAUUUGAAUGAUAGCUCAGCAUCUUCGAUGAUCGGUGUUAAACCGAUAAAAUCACAUAACUCCAUUGCAAGCAAUAAUAGUAAUAAUAACAAUACAACCACAUCAUUUAAUGGUGCUUUAAGCAAUCAUGUAGCAAGCGCUAUAACAAAUGGCAAUAAUUUGACCUUAAACGCUGCUACAAACAUUUGUCCCACAGCACAAGCCAUCACUGUAAAUAAUCAGCCAAAUACGACGGAAGCAGGAACCAACACAACACCACCAUCAACGCUAUCACCUUCCAUUUUAGCAAUGAAUCAAUCUACCGCAAACAAUGCUAACAUCACAAAUAGUGGUGAGGAUGAUGAGGUGGGAGCUUUUUUUAAAGCGGUCGCCAUGAAAAUACGCAAUGCCAAAAUGUCACCGGUAGCCUUUACCGAUUUACAAAUCAAUAUUUUGCAUGUCAUUAACGACACUUUACGCAAUCAUUAACCGGAGAAAUUAAAUUACGUUUUUAAUUUUUGCAGCAUCCGCAAAGAUGGGAUCAAUUCACUUUUAAAAAAAUUUUAUUUUUUUUAUUUUUAUUUAUU